Messenger RNA from Teleopsis dalmanni, 2796 nucleotides. RefSeq lists its product as uncharacterized. Gene Ontology annotation, biological process: regulation of transcription by RNA polymerase II. Gene Ontology annotation, cellular component: nucleus. The coding region runs from base 549 to 2459 and encodes 636 amino acids. The transcript is spliced from 3 exons. Gene Ontology annotation, molecular function: DNA binding; protein dimerization activity. The record is from RefSeq and is a predicted model, not a curated record. Lineage: Eukaryota; Metazoa; Arthropoda; Insecta; Diptera; Diopsidae.
UAAGGUAUACAUACAUACAUACAUACAUAUGUAUAUAAACACAAAAGAAAGAGCAAAAAUGUUGAUGAAUACAAUUGAAUUAUGAAUGUUUGUGACCGAAAGUGCAAAGCAAAGGAGAAUUUUUAAAUACUUUUUGAAUUUAAACAUGCAGGCCUAAAGGUCUGCAAUUUUGAACAUUUUUUGUAUAUAGUGAACAUAUUUGCUACCUGCAUAAUUCUUUUCCUUCUAGUUAUUCUCCCUUCAUUCCAAACUGUUUGUGUUUUGCUUGUAAUCUAUGUGUGCGUAUGUAUGUAAACUCAGCGUAUGACGUACAGUACUGUACAGUUGUGAACAAAUGAACCACUCAUGAUUCACUCGACCCGAAAACCAAACCAACAAAACGAAGUGAACACGAACACGACAAGUAAAUGAAAAACCACUUCUGGUGCAUACUCACGAGUCUACGUGUGUAGAGAAGUCAGUAUAUACUUGAACUUAUGAGUGUCAGCCGGCGUUUUUGCGAAUUAAUUUUUUGUGUUUUGUUGAGUUUAAUAAAAAUAAAUUAAAAUAUGAAAACAGACACCGAUAAAUACUACAAAUUUUUAAGACAUGUCAAUAGGACUAUUUGUUUAUAUUGUCAAAAAACCUUAAGUGGUACAACUACAUCCAAUAUUAGAAGGCACUAUAAAAUUGUGCAUAGCAUCGAAAUUCCGAGAAAGAAAGAAACACAAAGCAAGACUAAAGAAGAAUGUGUAGAGACUCCAGUGAAAGAGCGUAAAACCCAGGAAGGAAUAUGUAUUGAUAUCGAUAAAAGUAAAUUCUUAAGAUGUUGUGUGGGAUUAGUAGCUGCCAAAAAUCUACCUUUUGGUAUAUACGAUGAUGAAGAGUUUUUUAAAAUCUUGAUAGCACCAUAUGAAAAGAAAUUCAACACGAAUCUUAACUCAAAGAAUAUCGUUUCAUUGAUUGAAAAUUCCUCCGUAAAAAUACAACAAAUAAUAAGAGAACGUAUUAAAAAUAAAAUGAUAUGUCUAGACUUCGACGUUGUGAAAAUAAUGGACUACAAAAUGCUUGUAAUUGAUGUUCACUACAUACAGGACUUUCAAAUCUGCAUUAAUACGAUAGGUGUCAUUAUGUUAGAUCGUAAACAACAGGAUCAGACAAUAUAUCUGAAAGAGGAGAUUAUCAAAUGCCUGCAAAGUUAUCAAAUAGACAUAAACCAAAUUUAUGCCAGUAAAUCUAAUUGUGGAUGUUUGCCGCAAAUAAGUACUAUGAUUCACACUGUGAAAGAAGAAAAAAUUUGUGAUGAAUUUAUUGAAGAAAAAUGCAAUUAUGUUGAAAAUAUUGACGAGGACAUACAUUCAAUACUCUCCACAGUUUUAUCUGUUGGUGAGAGUAUAGCCCAUACAAUACAACUUGCGGUUAACGAUGUACUUAAAAAUCUAGAAAUUGAAAUCCAGAAAUGUAGGAACAUUGUUAUUCAGCUUAGAAAAACAUUUGAAGAAAGUGACUCUCAAGUGCAAAUUCCAAAUCUAGAUAAUUUGCAAAAUUGGUAUUCCACUUACGAAAUGUUAUUUUCUUUCAUACAAUCGAGACAAACAAUAGAAACUUGGCAUAUACAGAAAGAUAUUAUAAUUGAUAUCAAUUGGGAUUUCAUAACAGACUUUGUAGUUGCCUUCAAUCCAUUGGUAACAUGUAGAAAAAAAAUGCAAUCGGAACAAUAUAUUAUAGGAGAUUUCUACAGAGAUUGGUUAUGCUGUGAAAUAGAAUUAGAAGAUUUAUUCUCAGUUACUCCAUAUGCCUCAAUAUUACAUGAAUCCAUGCAAAAAAGAAAAGAAAAGGUGUUUCUAGACGAUGUCACUUUCCUUGCAGCACUGUAUCUUGAUCCUCGUUUCAAUUUUGAAAACUCAAUUGUGCUAUCAGAAGAACAAAAAUCUACAGCUAUAGAAAAUUUGUUAAAAACUUUUACAAAUCUUAAAAAGUUGGAGGCUUCACAACCAGAAGACUGUAAAAUGAAAUCAAAUUCUUCAAAUACUUCAUCAUUUGUUUCAUGUGAUUUGGCGUCCACCUCUUUCGGUUCAACUUAUUCGAAACUAGAACAACGUAUGAUGCAGUCAAUGAUGUCCAUUAACAAAGCAAAUACACAUCUUACCUUCAAGCAGAAAAUUACAUCACUCUCAAAUCAGAAGAAGGUUCCCCUCGAUGCUGAUAUAUUGAAUUUUUGGGUAACUACACGACUUGACAAUGAUAUUAAAAAAGUUGCUUCCAUAGCACUGGCAGUUCCAAUUACACAUGUGUCCAUUGAGAAGGCUUUUAAAGCGUUAUCUACAAUUUUACCUAAGUUAGAAUCAACUGUAGAUAAUGACACAUUAAAUUCUUUACUUUUAACUAAUUUAAAUUUUGUAGAACUUUACCUAAACAAUACCCAAAUAGACUUUGCAGAUCAAAACAUAUUAGUAUUAAAUGAGGCGGAUAUAGAUUAAUAUAAGAAAAAAAAAUAAAAAUAAAUAUAAAAUUUAUCCGAGAAUUGUGAGGAACCUAUUAAUAGAAAUGUAUGCGUACCAGAAGUUUUUUUAUAAGACAAAAAUACAAACACUAAAACAUUAGUAAAAUAAUGUAAAUAUAGAAUUAAAUCAAUAAUAUAUAGGGGGGAUAAUAUAUAUUAGAGUGGCCCUUAAUUGUAUUGGAAAAGUUUUUUCGAAUCAGAUUGGUUAUAUAAUUUUCAAGCAACUUAGUGUAAAGGAUAAAGAUAUGGAAAGAAUUUAAAAAAAAAGCUGAAAUUAUUGAGGUACGACUUUAAAGUACUGAUUCCAUCUUUUA